AUGUUGAUAACACAACAAAUUGCCAAAGACUGUGACAGGAAACUGGAUCAGAUAUUGAUGGCCAAGGAGAAGUUGUUGGUGGUGGAGGAUUCAGUUUCCAAGAGCACGUUUAGUGACUACCAAGGUGAAAAGGACAGUCUAUUUGUAAACACCAAAGAUUGGGAAGGUGAUGGAGUGGUUCCAAAACGACAUGGAUUCAUCGAGCCAAUUGGAUAUGUCACCCGAUUGACAUCGCGUGAAGGUGUCAUCGGUGAGAAAUGGGAAGCCGCUGACGACAUCGCCCUCAAUGACAGGUUGGACUCGCUUCCACCGGCCGAUCUACGUGGUGCUCGAAAGGAUCCAGGUGUUUUCCAUUGGGCUGCUGGUGAGAACAUCUACAACCUCACCACUGAGGAGGAUCGUAUGUGCUCGAUGGCCUACAAACUGGAGGAGAAUGAGCUCAUAGCUCAGAUGGUGCCAUUCAUGGUUGAGCCCGAGGUUGGAGGUUGCUUCCCAUAUGUUUGCUAG
Messenger RNA from Acytostelium subglobosum LB1, 507 nucleotides. RefSeq lists its product as hypothetical. Bases 1 to 507 code for a protein of 168 amino acids. The transcript has a single exon. The record is from RefSeq and is a predicted model, not a curated record. NCBI's taxonomy places the organism in Eukaryota, Evosea, Eumycetozoa, Acytosteliales, Acytosteliaceae.